This is a messenger RNA of Cryptococcus amylolentus CBS 6039, 2565 nucleotides long. RefSeq lists its product as hypothetical. NCBI's taxonomy places the organism in Eukaryota, Fungi, Basidiomycota, Tremellomycetes, Tremellales, Cryptococcaceae. Gene Ontology annotation, molecular function: single-stranded DNA binding; damaged DNA binding. Gene Ontology annotation, cellular component: nucleus; nucleotide-excision repair factor 1 complex; ERCC4-ERCC1 complex. The coding region runs from base 28 to 1101 and encodes 357 amino acids. Gene Ontology annotation, biological process: UV-damage excision repair; nucleotide-excision repair; meiotic mismatch repair. The record is from RefSeq and is a predicted model, not a curated record. The transcript has 6 exons.
CUUCUUCACCCAUUCCCCACUCCCGCCAUGAGCAAUCCUGGGCAGCCCACGGGCGACUCUGCAAUGGGCCCUCCCGCUUUCCAAAGCGCUACCUCCUUCCUCAAAUCCACCGAAACACUCGCGGGUCCGGGUGCACCCUCUUUCCGGAACGCUUCUGGUGGUCUGCCGCAAGUCAGAGACUCGGAAGACUCGAACAGCGAUACACAGCCCCAGGGUGGCCCCAGUGCGCCGCCAGUUCAGCCCCAGGCGGGAUCCUCUCGGCCUAUCAACAGACCCGCUUCCAGUAAAAGCAGUAUCGUCUACAAUUCUGUCCAACGGCGUAACCCUGUGCUUGGUGCUAUAAGAAGCGUGGGUAUCGAGAUUGGCGAUAUUCCAGCAGACUAUCAAGUUGGUGCGCACAACGGUGUCCUCUUUCUCAGUCUCAAAUACCACCGGCUUCAUCCCGAGUAUAUCCAUCAGCGGAUCGAAAAGAUGAAAAACAUGUACAAUCUGCGUAUUAUCCUCGUGCUCUGCGAUGUGAACGAACAUCAUCAAUCUCUUCGGGAGCUUAGCAAGAUCGCCAUCAUCAACGACUUUACGGUCUUUGUCGCUUGGUCUAACGAAGAAAUCGCCCAGUAUCUGGUCACGUUCAAGCAAUUUGAGCACAAGUCUGCCGACAUGCUGAAGGAACGGGUGCAGCAGACGUACCACGACCAACUCCAGCAUGUAUUGACGAGCGGGAAAAAGGUCAACAAGACGGAUGCGAAUAAUUUGGCUGCCGAGUUUGGGUCUUUGGACAACAUGUCGCGCAAGUCGGCAAAGGCAUUGUCCAACGUCAAGGGUCUAGGUGCCACCAAGGUCACAUCGCUUGUAGACGCCUUCAAUAAGCCCUUCCUGGUCGGGGGUCUCAAACGACCAGAGAAGACCACCAGCCCAAGAGGGCAGCAAGGCAGCGAAGAGAGUAUCUAUGUGGGCAGCAGCCCUGAUCCAUCGGUGGCUCAGGACGGGGUGAAUGGGGCAGAUGGGGAGAUGGAUGGAGCCGCGGUAUGGCGCGACCCUCUGGAUGAUGAUGACGAGGUGGAGGUGCCGUCACCAAAGAGGACCAGAGUGGAUGAUGUGUAGAGGACUUCGCCCACUGUAACUCUGCGCUGGCUCGACUCGGUCCCCACCCGGGUCGCGGCCUCUGUGUAUAUUUCAAAGCAGCAACCACGCUAACGGAGCCUCCGCAAAUCUCAAAGCAACUCGGACAGUACUGUACAUCUAUCACAGGCUCAUCAAGAACAAGGCCGACCCCGGCCGAGAUUCGCUUCCUCUUCAUCGGGGACCGAAACCUCGCCAUUGUCUUUUCGACAUGGCCGGCUCUGCUAUACGUACUCUCUGUCCUAUCUAUGUUUUUCCGUUGGCCGUCGGAUGUCAUGUCAAGGGUUGACGACUGCGCCUGUGAUGAAAAGCCUUCAGCAGCCUUCACAAGCUCGUCUCGCGUCAUCAUAUUCCCGGCGGCCGGUGCUCACCUACGGUCUAUUGUUCUUUUCUCUGCGCUCAUGCAGUCUUGACACUGGACCCUGACUCCCUUGCGCCCCCCGGCCCCUUGCUCACUCGCCGAACUUCCCCGUGCAAUCUGCUUCCAGGCUUCGACCUACAGUGAAACCGAAUGCGCGCCAUUGUUCUCGCCUUCGGUCUCCUCUGCUUAUCUCGGAUUCCAGGAGUAUAGUCGAUCGGUCUCGUUCGAUCAGGAACCAUCAGACAAAGAGAUAAUGCAAAGGAUGCUCUCGGAUCAUCGCUCUUCGGGAUGUUCGGGAAACGCCCCCGAUAUUCUUGGCUGGUCCCUUCCCACGUGGGCGCCGCCCUCCGCCAUCCGCCAUCUAUGACAGCGUGGUGAGUGGGGGCUCGAAAGCCUAUGUAUCCGACACUAAAAUGGUUCUGAUCCAUAGGAAUCCCAAUUAGGUUUUGAUGUACGCUGUCGAUCCGUGUACAGAUGGUGGCUUCUUCCGCAGCGCUGCCAUCAUGCUCGGCAUUCCCAAGUCGCGAGCUGGAUGUUGUGAGAAGCAUAUGGCGAUAAGGCAAAUUGCGAGUAAUUAUGGAAGAUCAAGGAUCCGCUGACCUUCUUGUGUUGAUCCUGUGCCACCGCCCAACAAAAGGACGUUUCAGAUUCCCGCCCCUGGAAAGCCGGACCCUGACCUUCAACAAGCAAGGCCUUGGUUCCAGCGGAAGGUUGUCAUCCUGUCCGCUUUUGCUCUUGCGUGCUGCCCAUGUGGGUAUGCCAUGCCUGUGCGCCUGUUGACAUGAGCCCAUGCCACCUUUGAGUGCGGUCUUCGGUCUCUGGAAGAGUGGAAGGUCGGCAGCGGGGCGCCCGUGCUGCAUACUGCAUAUACUGCAAUACUUGCCAGUCAUGGACAAUGCUAACCAUGGACGAGGGGGUAAGCUCGCGACGGAGCUCGGGAGCAAAACAGGGCAGUCGCAGUACGAGCACAAGGCUGAAUCAGUGAUGUUUGGUUCUGGGUUGUUGUCCCUAGGGGUAGGCGCGUUUCAUGUACUGUGCCUCGUCUGUUAGGCCCGGCGCGAGGUGGGGCCCGUCGCAGAAGGGAC